UCGAACAAAUUAUGGUGUUUAGUAACAUAAGACUAUAACAAAUAUUUGUUUUUUAGGCACACUGACAUUCAAGAAAAACCGUGCGUAUCUUAUAGGAUACCCCGCGGCAACGGUAAGGUGUCUUGCAAGCGUAGUUUUUAUUAGUUGACCAGUUCAAAAAUAUGACGACUGACCGAGCAGCUUCAGAUUCUUAUUUUAGUAAAGUCGAUGGAUACGAGUCUAAAGAUACACCUGCAAAAUACAGAGGAGCGAUAAAGUGUUUGAAACCUGUACGUCGACCACUACCAAGCAAGUACCGCUCUCCUCUGGACAGUGGAGGAAUUCUUAGCGUAAUCACUCAUUCAUGGUUGAGCGAAUCUAUCUACAAGGCCCGGGGAAAAAUAAGUCUCACCGACUUACCUGGCAUUUCCGACCAUGAUUCACCACUACAAUCUGCUGCAAGAAUGUACAGAUUGUAUGCCGAACAACAGAAUAAAAAUGGGAAACCGAACGCAAAGAUGUUUUUCUUUCGUUUCCUGAGAGCACGAUUGAUUGUAUGUACGCUUCUUGCUUCGUUUUAUAUUCUUAUUCACACUCUUGGGCCCGCUGUGAUAAUUAAUUUACUAGUUCAACACAUUUCAUCACCAAGUGCUGGGAUUGGAUAUGGAGUUGGACUUUGCUUUGCAUUUUUGCUGUGCUGUAUUCUGCGUGCAGUGUUUUACAAUGCAACAUGGAGUGUGUCUAUAAGGUCUGCAAUACGAAGUCGAUGUGGUAUUUGUACUUUAUUAUUCUGGAAGAUAGCAAAUCUUCAAACACUGAAGGAAAAGAGCAUCGGCCAGAUGAUUAAUUUGUUGGUGAACGACACUCAACGAUUGUUUGAGAUGAUUUCUUACGGUAGUUUUGUGGUGGCCGCACCUGUAGGGUUGGUGGCAUCAACAAUUUAUGGAUACUUUGUGGUCGGAUGGACAAUAUUUGUUGGAAUCAUAUUUUAUGUUGCAUUUGUUCCAUAUCAGCUGUUGCUGGCAAAAUUGGAAGUCCAUCUGCGGAAGAAAGCAAUUUGUUUUACUGACAAGCGUGUGAGAAUGAUAAGCGAAAUAUUGAACUGCAUUAAACUAAUCAAGCUUUAUGCAUGGGAGGAAAGUUUUAUGGCUGUUGUAGGUGGCAUAAGGAAAAAAGAACAAUCCGUGCUUUUAAAAACAGGAAUAAUUGAAUCAUUACAGAACUCCGCAAUUGCAAUAGCACCUGCUGUUGCUUCAGCAUUAACUUUACUUGUUCACACUUUAGUUGGAUAUUCAUUAACAGCAGCUCAGGCAUUUACCGUCAUUGCAAUUUUUCUUUCACUUCGUAUUAUAUUGGCCAUUAUGCCAAGAGCAAUUAAUUCAGCAGCUGCGUCAGUAGUUACUUUUAAAAGAUUUGAUGAAGUUCUCAGCAUGACAGAAAUGCCUGAAUACUCCAUUGACACAAAAGAUGAAAAGAAUAGUAUUGAGCUAAAAGAUGUGCUUGUCAAAGUUAUGAUUAAAGUUAAAGAAGAUAACAUAAGCAAAGAGGAAAAAGAGCAAGAAGUUGUUUUGAUCAAGAAAAUAAAUCUUAACGUCAAAAAAGGAAGGUUAGUUGGAGUAUGUGGUCCUAUUGGAAGUGGAAAGUCUUGUUUAAUAUCCACAAUUCUUGGCCAGCUUCCUUUUCAAAUGGGAAGCAUAGGUUUAAAAGGAUCCAUGUGUUAUGUACCUCAGCAAGCUUGGAUAUUUCAUGCCUCAGUUCGUGAGAAUAUAUUGUUUGGAAUGCCAUGGAAGGAAGAAAAGUUUAACAGAGUUAUAAAGUCGUGUUGCCUUGAACAAGAUAUUAAAAGUUUUCCAAGAGGGUAUGAAACUGAAAUUGGGGAGCGAGGAAUUAAUUUAUCUGGAGGACAAAAACAACGCAUUAGUCUUGCAAGAGCUGUGUAUAGUGAAAGAGAAAUUAUUUUCCUUGAUGACCCUCUAUCCGCUGUCGAUGCUCAUGUUGGAAGACACAUCUUUUUUGAAUGCAUCAAAAAAGAUUUAAGCGACAAAACGGUUUUGUUUGUCACACACCAACUUCAAUAUUUGAAAGAUUGUGACCAUGUUGUGUUUAUGAAGGAUGGUAGAAUUGUCCAACAAGGUUACCAUGACGAUCUCAUGAAGCAAGAGGAUUACAUGAAUCUGUUAAAAAAGUUUGAAUCUGCCAGUGGCGAAAAAAACAAAGAAAAUACAAAUAAUUCCCAUUCAAGCAUGAGUACUAAAGAAUCCAUCACAGAAUAUGAAGAUAUGAAAAAAGAAAAAGUAGAAAAAGCGCAUGCUGCAGCAAGUGGAGGGUACAUCAUAUUCAUUGGAGUGAUUCUCAUCAUCGGACUAUUUAUGUUAAGUACGAGUGCUGCAACUUGGUGGUUAUCUGCUUGGCUUAAUCAGGGUGGCAUGGUCAUUGCUUGUGGAAACAGUUCUUUGCCUGUUGGAAAUAAUGAAACUUGUACACCUACACGAGAUGCAAACAUAGUGACCAACCCCAGGAUACAAUUUUAUCAAAUUAUAUAUGGUUCAUUUAUCCUUGGGACGCUUUUAUUGGUAAUAUUACGAUGUGCCUCAUAUGCACCAGCAAUGCUACAUGCUUCCACCACACUACAUAACAAGUUGUUUAAAGUGAUCAUGAAGUGUCCGAUAGUUUUCUUUGACAGAAACCCAACCGGUCGCUUGCUUAACAGAUUAUCACAAGAUGUUGAUGAAAUGGAUACACGUCUUCCAGCAAUUCUGCAAGGAUUCAUUCAACAGAGUUGGAUGCUGGUAUUUUACAUGGGAACUAUUGUUGUCGUUUUUCCUCAAUUUCUGGUUGCCAUCGUAUUUUUUUGUGUAUUCUUUGGGAUUCUAGUGUAUUUUUACAGAAAUGGAGUUCGUGAAUUCAAAAGAAUUGAAAAUGUAUGCAGGUCUCCUUGGAUUUCUCACUUGACUGCAACAAUACAAGGGUUAUGCACUAUACAUGUACAUAACAAAACUAAUGAUUUUAUAGACAGAUUUGCUUCUCUGUUUGAAGAUCACUCUAAAGCUCUGCAAGCCUAUUCGUUUUCUUUGCAAUGGAUAACUGUUCGCCUUGAGGUGAUCACAGCUUUAAGUAAUUUUUUAGUAGCUCUUCUUACUGUUAUUGUUGCUGCAUAUCCGGAUGCACUUGGAAUUGCAACUUCACCAGCACUUGCAGGAUUGGCACUUACAUUUGCAGUUCAGUUGACAGGUUUGUUACAAAUUCAUGUUCGAUUUUUGGUUGAAGUGCAAGCUUUGUAUACUUCUGUGGAGCGAGUAAGAGAUUACAUUACCAACUGCCCUUCUGAAUCAACCAGUGUCAUACCAGAAUCAACAACAUCAAAAAUGUGGCCAAAACAUGGAAAAAUUAAAUUUGAAAACGUUUCAAUGCGAUACCGGGAUGGAUUGCCUGAAGUUUUGCACAAUAUUAGCUUUGAAAUAAAUUCAAACGACAAAGUUGGAAUUGUUGGCCGUACAGGCUCAGGAAAAUCGUCUCUUGGUGUUGUUUUGUUUCGUUUGGUUGAGCUUAGUAAAGGUAGAAUCCUAAUUGAUGAUUUCGACAUAUCAAAGAUAGGUUUACAACAAUUAAGAUCAAAGAUGUCAAUUAUACCUCAAGAUCCUGUUCUUUUUAUUGGUACUAUCAGAUACAAUCUUGAUCCAUUCAAGCAACAUUCUGAUGAAGAAAUAUGGCAAGCUCUAACAAUCACACAUAUUAAGCCACUGAUUUCUGAACUACCAAAUAAGCUGGAGACAGAGGUUGUAGAAAAUGGUGAAAAUUUCAGUGUGGGAGAAAGACAACUGCUGUGUAUGGCCCGUGCUAUACUACGUCGUUCAAAAAUUAUUAUGCUGGAUGAAGCCACUGCUGCUAUUGAUAGUGAGACUGAUACUUUGGUGCAAGACACUAUUCGUGAAGCUUUUACUGAUUGCACGGUGCUCACAAUCGCGCACAGACUCAACACAGUGAUGACUAGUGAUAAAAUAUUGGUGAUGAAUAAUGGCGAGGUGAAGGAAUUUGAUAAAACAUCAUCUCUGUUGUCUAAUUCAAGUUCAUACUUUUAUAAAAUGCUUCACAUGAUACCUUUUGAUGACAAAACUUCAAACAGACCUAACCUUAACCCUCAAAAUAUAAAUACCUCAAACAGUAAUGCAACUCAAGAAGAUAUUACAUGUACAUCAGAUGCAAUUAGUUAUGACAAUGAAGCAUUUGAGACAGAAUAAAAUGUUCUUCUCAAUAUGACAUAAUAUUGUAUUGUUUAAAUAUAUCAAACUCAAUUUCAACCAUAUUGUGUACAAACAAGCAGGUAUUCUUUAUUCAGUGUGCCACUUCUUACCCUGCAUAACAUUGCAUAUAUUACACAUAUUUUGCAUAACAUCAAA
This is a messenger RNA of Ciona intestinalis (vase tunicate), 4376 nucleotides long. Lineage: Eukaryota; Metazoa; Chordata; Ascidiacea; Phlebobranchia; Cionidae. The record is from RefSeq and is a predicted model, not a curated record.